AUGGACGCUGGUGUGAAGUCGUACUGGGCACCGCUCAUCCACGACAGCCCCGAGUACCAAGCUCGUAGGGCCCGUCCGUUCCAGCCUCCCAACCUCUCCAUCAAGGACAUUCACGCCGCGGUCCCUCGCCAUCUCUUCGAGAAGAGCACACUCAAGAGCCUCAUCUAUGUCGGACGUCAUGUUGCCCUCACCAUUGGGUUCUAUGUAUUUGCUACCCAUAUUGGAUCGCUGGCGGGUCAGUUGUGUGCGGUUGUCGGGUGUGUGGGUAGGAUCGGGCCUUUGCUGGAGCUUUGCUUGUGGGCCGCGUAUUGGUUCUGGCAGAGCGUCCUCUUCACUGGCCUGUGGACGUUGGGACAUGAGUGCGGACAUGGCGCGCUCUUCCCCGCUGGCUGGGUGAACACCGUGCUCGGCCUUACUCUGCACACCACCGUACUCACGCCGUACUUCGCCUGGCGCGUCACCCACCGCUCUCACCAUAAAGGCACGAACCACCUCGCGCGCGACGAGACGUACCACCCGCCGACUCGUACGGACCUGCGUCUCCCGUCCGAGAGCGAGGCACGAGCGAUCGACUACAAGACGAUGAUCGAGGAGACUCCCGCGUUUACGCUGUUCAAGAUGGUGAUCCGGCAGUUCUUAGGCUUCCAGUUGUACCUGAUACAUAAUCGCAAGGGCAACCCGAAAUACCCCAAGUGGACGAGCCACUACAACCCCUCCGCGAAGCUCUUCAAGCCUGAGGACCGCGAUGCGAUCAUUGUAUCGGACAUGACGAUCGGCGCGAUGCUGGUCUUUAUCGGCAUGUGGGCGUAUACGACGAGCUGGGGAAACGUAUGGAGGCUGUACUUCGUGCCGUGGCUGUGGGCGCAUAACUGGAUCGUCAUGUUCACGUACUUGCAGCACAGCGACCCGACAGUCCCUUACUAUCGCGAGAAUCAAUGGACGUUCCUCCGCGGCGCGCUCGCCACCGUCGACAGGCCUGUCUUCGGGUGGAUCGGACGCGUCUUCUGGCACGGGAUCGCGCACGACCAUAUUGCUCACCACCUCUUCGUCUCUGUCCCGUUCUAUAACCUCCCUCAGGUGACCCAGGCAAUCCGCCCCGUGCUUGGGGCGCACUACAACUACGACUCCACGCCCACGAUCUACGCUCUCUGGCGCUCGUUCACGCAGUGCACGUUCGUGGAGCCGGACGGCGAUAUUGUUUUCUUCAAGAACCAGCAGGGGAAGGUGGGGCGUGAGUGCGUGUGGGAUGCGGUGGAGAAGACUGCAGAGGGAGAGGCUGAGAUGGACUGA
This is a messenger RNA of Sparassis crispa, 1290 nucleotides long. RefSeq names its product Delta(12) fatty acid desaturase. Bases 1 to 1290 code for a protein of 429 amino acids. Lineage: Eukaryota; Fungi; Basidiomycota; Agaricomycetes; Polyporales; Sparassidaceae. The transcript is spliced from 13 exons. The record is from RefSeq and is a predicted model, not a curated record. Gene Ontology annotation, biological process: lipid metabolic process. Gene Ontology annotation, molecular function: oxidoreductase activity.